Messenger RNA from Zerene cesonia (dogface butterfly), 1983 nucleotides. It is a transcript of the gene CaBP1, whose product is annotated as protein disulfide-isomerase A6 homolog. The transcript is spliced from 8 exons. Gene Ontology annotation, molecular function: protein-disulfide reductase activity; protein disulfide isomerase activity. Gene Ontology annotation, biological process: response to endoplasmic reticulum stress. The record is from RefSeq and is a predicted model, not a curated record. Gene Ontology annotation, cellular component: endoplasmic reticulum lumen. Lineage: Eukaryota; Metazoa; Arthropoda; Insecta; Lepidoptera; Pieridae. The coding region runs from base 147 to 1421 and encodes 424 amino acids.
CUGUCUUGUCCAUGUUAUUUUGGCAAAAAGAAUUGACGUGUUUGUUUCACUCAAAGAAUUUGAUAUUCACGGUUGACGAGUAAAUUGCGCUGAUUUUAUACAAUAACGUAGUUUUUAAUUAAGUGUAAGAUUUUUAAGUAGCGGAAAUGUUACAUUUAAAGCAUCUAGGGUUAUUAUUCUUCAUCGCCGGGUCGUAUGCCCUUUACGACUCCUCUUCAGACGUAGUACAAUUAACACCAAGUAAUUUUGAAAAACUAGUUACGAAUUCAGAUGAAUUGUGGAUAGUCGAAUUUUUUGCACCCUGGUGCGGGCAUUGUAAGAAUCUUGUCCCGGAGUAUAAGAAGGCAGCUAGGGCACUAAAGGGAAUUGUUAAAAUGGGUGCUGUAGAUGCUGACCAAUACAAGGAAUUGGGACAGAAAUAUGGCGUCAGUGGAUUCCCUACUAUCAAAAUUUUCACUGGCAGCAAACACACUCCUUACCAAGGACAGAGAACAGCAGAAUCCUUUGUAGAUGCAGCGCUAAAGGCAGCCAAAGAUAAAGCUUAUGAUAAUCUGGGCAAGAAAUCCAGUGGAUCCAGUUCAGACAAGUCCGAUGUUAUCACACUUACCGACAGCAACUUUAAAGAGCUGGUGCUUGACAGCGAAGACAUGUGGUUGGUAGAAUUCUUUGCGCCCUGGUGCGGUCACUGCAAGAACCUAGAACCACAGUGGGCUAAGGCAGCCACUGAGCUUAAAGGAAAGGUGAAGCUCGGUGCCCUAGACGCGACCGUCCACCAAAUGAUGGCCUCCCGUUACCAAGUGCAAGGUUACCCAACCAUCAAAUUCUUCCCGGGUGGCAAGAAGACCAGUGACUCGGUGGAAGACUACAACGGAGGCAGGACAUCCAGCGACAUUGUGACCUGGGCGCUGGAGAAAUUGGCUGAAAAUGUACCGGCUCCAGACGUUGUUCAGGUGAUAAACGAGGACACGAUGAAGGCGUGCAGCGAAAAGCCGCUGUGCGUGGUGUCGGUGCUGCCGCACAUACUCGACUGCAACGCGGCCUGCAGGAACGACUACAUUGCCAUACUGAAGACGCUCGGCGAGAAGUAUAAGGCGAAGAUGUGGGGUUGGGUCUGGUCGGAAGCCGGUGCGCAAGAGGACUUAGAGAAAGCGUUGGAGCUCGGCGGGUUCGGUUACCCGGCUAUGGCGGUGGUCAACGCGAAGAAACUCAAGUUCUCAACACUGAGAGGAUCCUUCUCGAGCAGUGGCAUUAAUGAGUUUUUAAGGGAUCUGUCGUUCGGUCGAGGUCAAACAGCACCAGUGCGUGGAGCAGAAAUGCCCAAGAUUGUUAGCACCGAGCCCUGGGACGGCAAGGACGGAGAACUGCCACCUGAAGAAGACAUUGAUCUCUCUGAUGUGGACCUUGAGAAGGACGAACUAUAGUGUCCCAGACUGAAACGCUAGACUAGAACUGUUAGUGUAAGCUUUUUGAUAAUUCUGUCAUUUUAAAAAGGAGCAUCAUCCUGUAAUAGACUAAAAAUUUUUUACUUAAUUUUUGUGAUACAAAACUUACAUCGUUAAUAGCUGUUAAAUUAAAAGAAUUUUAUUUUUUUAUUACACAGUACAAGAUUGUAAUAUUCGUACUGCCCGCAUCUUGAAUAAAUGUGUAAUGUUCAAAUAACUGUUUUAGAUUAAAUUAGAUGCAUAGGUGAAAACUGCCAAUGUUUUAUAUUAAUUUAUAACAGUGUCACAUAUCUUAUUAAUUGAUUCCAUAGAAGUAAUAAGCAUAGAAUAUUUAAUAAUAAAUCAAUUGUUUGUACAAUAUAGUAAGUUUAGUUUUAAAAUUAUAUUUUUAAAAUUAUAGAUUCUCUAUAAUUCAUUUUGACCAGUGAUCAUAUUAAAUACAAGAUAUAAAUAAAAUUGUGUAGACAUCACAGUAGCCCUUUUAUUGAUGAUAUUUUUUAAUGAUAACUACAGCUUCCAUUGUGUGAUUAAUAUUUGCAUU